Messenger RNA from Kockovaella imperatae, 2033 nucleotides. RefSeq lists its product as hypothetical. Lineage: Eukaryota; Fungi; Basidiomycota; Tremellomycetes; Tremellales; Cuniculitremaceae. The coding region runs from base 368 to 1936 and encodes 522 amino acids. The transcript is spliced from 3 exons. The record is from RefSeq and is a predicted model, not a curated record.
CACUCGCUCUCUCUUUCACUGUUGAUUUGUAAUUGUUCGACUGAACCCACAAGUGGUUGCCAACACAGACAGAGAGAGAGAGACGGGGGGGCAAAGACUGGCCACGGCGAAAGAAAGGGGGGCGACCCGUUCUUAAAAGGAAUAUACAUCUUUUUUUCUCACCAUGACACCUGGACCAUAAGGACGACAUCAUCAUCAUCAAUCAUUAUCAUCACAUCAUCCAUCCAUUCAUCCAACCAUUAACCUGGACCGGACUAAAUAGAUUACCUCCUCACCCCCCCCCCCCCCCCACCCCCCCUCUCUCUCUUUCCCUGCCCUCUUCCUUUGGCUCGUCAGCACGACGGAUGAUAAGCAUACGAGACGAGGCAUGUCAAGUGAGAAAUGGAGGCGAGGCGGAGGAAAAGGAGGUCGAGGUGGUUCGAUAACGACAGCAGUAUCAGGUGCUGGAAUAUCCAAAAGGGGUAGUGGUGGAUCAAGCAAACGUGGUGGUACUGCUGCUGCUGGGAAUGCCAAAGCCGAUGCUAGUGCAAGUGGACAGGCACAUGGUGACCGAGGUUUACUUUUCUCGUACUCGAAGGUAUAUAGCCCAAAAAAGAGCGCGAAGAUGGAAGAACAUGUGGGAACCACUUCAAGUAUGACUGUUGAUGCCAAGCCUGAUAUCAUUCCAAGACAACAACAACAGCAACAGCAACGACCGCUACCACGACAACAUCAGCAAGCUCUACCAGUCCCCUCUACACCUUUACCAACCAACAUUUAUGGUUUGGAACAGCAGCAGCAGGAACAACAACAACAACACCAUACAUCUCCUCAGGAAUCACAUCGUCAUCAGCCGUCGUCUCUUCUUUUCCAGGGUGGUCCAGGGCCAACGGGAGGAGUAGAAACUGGGUCCAUGAACAUGUCGUCCUCGUCAUCAGCCUUCUCACCACCUUGGUACGGUAACCCAUCUCACAACUUGCUUCCAUUUCAACCGCACCCACCUCCAACGCAGUAUCCUUCUCCUCAUCUUGCCAGUCAGUUCCCGUACCCACCACACACUUUCCGCCCUCCACUAUCUCCACCUCAGGAAUUCCUACAGGCGACCCAAGAAUCUUCUGUAAAGGGCUUUCCGCUUCAAGUUGGACCAGCCUUCCCAUUCAAUCACGCUGCUGCGACUGGAGCCCCAGCGACCUCAACCGUACCUGGAGAGUUCUCGACGACGUCAGGACCAACAAGCGCAGGGCUUGGACCAGCUGGUGUAGAUGUAUCCAACUCGUUCAAGCCAAAUCCCCCAGGUGAAUCUGACACUGGCUCUCGGCUCCCUGGUCGUCAACGAUCAGCCAACCCUCUUCCUCUACCUCCACCACACGUAUCUCGGCCUGAGGGUGAUCCUCACUCACCUCGCCUUCAACCUUUUCUAUCGUCCCAACAGCCUCAUUCGCCUCAUUCUGUAAGACAUCAGCUGUCUCAUCCCACACGACCAGAAUCCAGAUCACCUCCAUCUCAAUUCAUCCCGCCACAGCUUCAAUCGCAUCCUCCUCACUUCCCUCCACCUCAUCCGUCGCAUCCAGGAUCAGCCCAUUCCCCGUUCGCUUUUCAUCAUCCCAUGGACCGCUCGCAUGAACCAUCCGGGGCUGGAUCAGUGGUCAAACAUCCAUCAGCACAUCAGGCCUGGACAGGGGCCGGAUCCACCGCCUCGGAUACCACCAUGGUCUCGUUUCCGUAUGCCAAUGCUUAUGUGCCACAUCUUGCCAAUACAUGGGAUGGGGCACUGGACCUGGUUCUUCUCAGUCGCCAAUGUUCACUCCGGGUGGAUCUCUCUCCUCGCCUAUCAGUAGCAUCCCUUCUGCGGGACUCGUUCCUGGGUCAGGUUGGAACAAUGCCAUGCCUGUCGUGCCGGGAGUCAUACCCACCACGCGAGUGUCUUCGACCAUGGACGACGAUUCGACAUCGAUAACGGGCUCAGGAUCAGACCUCGCCCCGGAGAUAAAUCCGGCAUUUGCAGUCGCCGGCCCCAGUAACGUGCCAGGAUUCUCUGACGCAGGUGACAGGAC